This is a messenger RNA of Tigriopus californicus, 995 nucleotides long. RefSeq lists its product as uncharacterized. The coding region runs from base 157 to 798 and encodes 213 amino acids. Gene Ontology annotation, cellular component: perinuclear region of cytoplasm. Lineage: Eukaryota; Metazoa; Arthropoda; Copepoda; Harpacticoida; Harpacticidae. The record is from RefSeq and is a predicted model, not a curated record. The transcript has a single exon. Gene Ontology annotation, molecular function: zinc ion binding; mRNA binding. Gene Ontology annotation, biological process: negative regulation of translation; oogenesis.
UCAAUAAAUCAUUGCCAAGUACGUUCGAGAACGCAGAGUUGACUCAGAUCAUUGAACGUGCAUCACUUCUUGCAAGGCAAAUCAACUUCCUUCGGUACAUUCAGUUCUUUCAUUGUACUUGCUUAACGUACAGCAUACGUUGAAAAAUAUCAAACCAUGGCUCGCCGUGAGUGUUUCUUCGAUUACUCUGACCCAUUAACAGACCUUCCAUCUCCCCCUCAAGAGGCCUCAAUCACACCUCCGCGAGAAGCUUCACCGUCACCCUCAUUCAACUGUCCAAGUUGUUCCGAUUCACCCUCUUUCAUCCGUUACGAUGUGGUUAGCCGACCCAAUGGCUGGCCAGAAAUGCGACGAGAACACGGUUUCUUGGAAGCUCAGGCCAUGGCUUUGGGGGGUCAAAUUUAUGCCACUCCCCCCGCCUAUCCUUCAGUGCCUACAAGAUGGGAUCCACGUAACCCUUGGGGUCCAAUCAGACAACGCCCUUUUCCACUCUCAGUGUCACCCCCUCAAGGGGCGUUGGGUUAUUAUACGUCAUCCUCGCCACCAGGAAGAGAAUGCAAAUUUUGCAAGAACAAUGGCGAAACCCAGGAGUUGUAUCGCAGCCACGUGCUUCGGAAUCCUGCCACUGGCCAGCUGAUCUGCCCGGUACUGCGUGGUCACACUUGUGAGAUUUGCGGUCAAACGGGUGACCAAGCCCACACCAAGAAUUAUUGCCCGAGAGUCAAGGAGAAGUUGAGAGAGGCUCUUCCACUCCAUCUGAAAAAGACCUCGCGUCAAAGUGACGGACACUUCCGUUGAAGGUUAAUAGACCUUUUUUUUCUUGGUUUGAUUCUAGAAUAUUCGAGACAUGGAAAAAUUGGCAGUCUUGUUUGUUUUGCAUGUAUGUUUGUGAAUUAUGAAUAAUUCAAUGGAUAACAUUUUAAAUUAUGAAUGCCUUGAAUGAAUAAAUCAAUGCCGUUUGUAACCGAUCCAGGUUCGGCAAGAAACACGUUAAA